AUGUUACAGGAAAUAGAACUGGGCAUUGCAGACAUCUCACUGUCACCCAUAAUCAUGCUGCCCUCAUUUGCAAACAAGACGGAUUUUUCACCACCUAUUCACAGAGUCAGUUUUUCAGUUUUGAUGAGAGCCACGGCGAGUGAAAGAAUCAGAUGGACUAAUUUCCUUCUUCCAUUCCACUCGACCUUGUGGAUGAGCAUUUUGGCCGCAAUUUUGGUGCUUUCGACGGUUUUAGCGCUUUUUUGGAAAUCAGAGUUUGAAAGGCAACACAACACAAAUCUUAGCUUCAUCGAAAUUUUCAGCGAGGCUUUCGUCUGCAUUCAUGGCGCAUCCUGCAUGCAAGGACAUCCGGAUCCACCGAUAACCUUCAGUGCCCGAGCGUUGCAUCUCUCGGCGCUUUUAUCAGCUGUCGUCGUAAUGGCUACUUACUCAGGGUCGGUGACCGCAUUUCUCACAGUCAGGGUGGACAAUCAGCCUUUUUCCAACUUUGACGAUUUGCUGGAAAGCUCCAGGUUCCGACCCUUUGUGCUGGAAAAUUCUCCAGAGAGCUCAUUUUUCCAUGAGAGUCAACACGCGUCGAUGAUAAGGUUUCGGGCCAAAGGAGCCCCGUCGACAGUUGCAAAACUUUCCACCGCAUUGCAGAUCGCUUGCAAUAAAAACUCCUCGCUGCCUGCUCCGUGGUCGAAAAUGAUACCCGCGUUUGUGGUCGCAACGCACUGGGUGGACAGGAUUCUGGACACGGCGCCGUGCGCCCUUUCCGACUUUCCGCUCUCCAUGCAGUCCUUUUGGGCUGCUUUUCCGAUCAGACCAAAAUUCCCGUACAAACGGAUACUAGAUAACAGGAUAAGGAGGCUCUUUGAAGGCGGCAUUAUUCACCGUUUUGAAGCCGACAUUAAGCAAAACGCCAAAAUGCGCCGAGAAUACAUAGAAGCGGCCAAAGUUAAAAACCAGAAGAAGAGUGAGCACGUCCUUUCGAUGACCAUUUUGGACUUUGCUCCUCUGGCAGCCCUCUUAGCGAUCGGGGCCAGUACCGCUCUCACCAUUCUUGCAAUCGAAUACUUCAUCUACUAUGUGUGGUAA
Cloeon dipterum is the source of this 1080-nucleotide messenger RNA. Its product is annotated as glutamate receptor 2-like. The record is from RefSeq and is a predicted model, not a curated record. Bases 1 to 1080 code for a protein of 359 amino acids. Gene Ontology annotation, cellular component: membrane. Gene Ontology annotation, molecular function: ligand-gated monoatomic ion channel activity. The transcript has 5 exons. NCBI's taxonomy places the organism in Eukaryota, Metazoa, Arthropoda, Insecta, Ephemeroptera, Baetidae.